Tauraco erythrolophus (red-crested turaco) is the source of this 945-nucleotide messenger RNA. RefSeq names its product lymphatic vessel endothelial hyaluronan receptor 1 (gene LYVE1). Gene Ontology annotation, biological process: cell adhesion. Gene Ontology annotation, molecular function: transmembrane signaling receptor activity; hyaluronic acid binding. Lineage: Eukaryota; Metazoa; Chordata; Aves; Musophagiformes; Musophagidae. Gene Ontology annotation, cellular component: plasma membrane. The record is from RefSeq and is a predicted model, not a curated record.
AUGGCAACUUAUUUUGGAGUUACCUCAGCAGUGUUUUUCAUCUGGGUUAUGACAUUCAUGGCUCAAAAUUACUUUAUAACAGGUUCCGUUGUUACACCUUGCAGGAUCACAGGUGUAGGAGUUUAUAUUGAAGAGAAAGUGAAUUUCUCAGAAGCAAAUAAGGCAUGCAAUCAACUGAAUCUACAAUUGGCAAGUAAAAACCAAGUUGAAAAAGCUUUGAAACAUGGCUUUGAAACAUGCAGCUAUGGAUGGGUGAAAGAUGGAUUUGUUGUCAUUCCUCGGAUAACAUCCAACAGCAAAUGUGGUAAAGGCAACGUUGGACUAGUGCAGUGGCAUGCUGAACUCUCUAAAACAUUUAAGGUUUACUGCUUCAAUUCCUCAGAUGUUCAGAUUAAUUCAUGUAAGUCAGAUCCAGCUACAACCAUACUACCUUCAUCAAGUGCACCAACGGACUUAACUGCACAUUCAGGCUCUGAUUUGACCGAGAACAUCACAGCAGUGCCCAAUGUGACUGAGUCAGAAAAAUCCCUGAAAAAUAUAAAAUUUCGUGUAAUAUGUAUAACUGAAACUAUAUUACCAACAGAGGGGACUACGACACAAAUGCCAGAGGAAUACUCACCGAUUGACUCUCCUAACUACACUUCCCAUGCUGCCUUUAAGAAUGAUGCCAGUGUCUUUGGAGGUAUCCCCACUGCACUUCUUGUACUGGCAGUCAUCUUCUUCAUUAUUUCAGUUGUUCUAGCAGUCUGCUAUAUCAAAAAGUACAAGAAAACCUUCCCAUUUUCAAACAAGAAUCAGCAAAAAGAAAUGGUUGAAACUACUGCUCUCAAAGAAGCUAAGUCAAAUGACAAAACACCUGAGAAGGAAACAAAUAAUGGAAAAAAGGUAGAAGAGUCUCAAACCAAGCCUGAGGCCGCUGUAAAGUGUCUAGAAGCAGAAGUUUAA